AUGAUAAUUUCAUUCCCUUCACUUCCUCAUGGGUUCGACCAGCGAGAUGUUCUUCUCGAGCUGUAUGUUGGGUCUGUUAUUACUAUUGUCUGUUUGGCUCUUAUGGGAACCUGUCUGGAUAAAGAUAAUGAUGGCGGCUCAUACGGCAUCCUCCAUGGCAACACCAUCGAGAUUCUUCGGAUGAGGAAGGAAGCCGUAAAGAGAUCUCGACUUCUAAAGGGGUGGGGGCCGGGAUGGGGCGUCAUGGCCGCCAACGACAGCCCCAACCCCCCAGUCUCUGCUAAGCAUGGAGGCUAUAUCCUCCCUCCUCGCCGAGGCGGAGGCGGAGGCGAACGCCUCACGGGUGGUCUAUGGCCUCGUGGUGGAGGUGGUGCUGGAGACCGCCCUCAUGGUGGAGGUGGUGGUGGAGACCGCACUGGGGGUGGCGGCGGAGGAGAUGGCGGGGGCGGAGAACUCAUUGGGGGUGGCGGUGGAGGAGAUGGUGGGGGUGGGGACCUAACUGGGGGUGGUGGCGGGGGUGGAGACUUAAUUGGGGGAGGCGGUGGUGGAGGAGAAGGCGGGGGUGGAGAUGUAACUGGGGGACGAGGCGGUUGGGGAGACGGCGGGGGUGGAGAUGUAACUGGGGGAGACGGUGGUGGUGGAGAGGGCGGGGGUGGAGACGUCACUGGGGGAGGAGGCUUGAUUGGGGGUGGUGGCGGGGGUGAAGACUUAACUGGGGGAGGCGGUGGUGGAGGAGAAGGCGGGGGUGGAGAUGUAACUGGGGGAGGAGGCGGUUGGGGAGACGGCGAGGGUGGAGACGUAACUGGGGGAGGCGGUGGUGGAGGAGAGGGCGGGGGUGGAGACGUCACUGGGGGAGGAGGCUUAACAGGGGGUGGUGGCGGGGUUGGAGACUUAACUGGGGAAGGCGGUGGUGGAGGAGAAGGCGGGGGUGGAGAUGUAACUGGGGGAGGAGACCAAAGGUUAUGA
Molecule: messenger RNA, 966 nt
Organism: Punica granatum (pomegranate)
Lineage: Eukaryota; Viridiplantae; Streptophyta; Magnoliopsida; Myrtales; Lythraceae
Source: RefSeq, a predicted model, not a curated record